This is a messenger RNA of Thermothelomyces thermophilus ATCC 42464, 675 nucleotides long. RefSeq lists its product as uncharacterized. Lineage: Eukaryota; Fungi; Ascomycota; Sordariomycetes; Sordariales; Chaetomiaceae. The record is from RefSeq and is a predicted model, not a curated record. The transcript is spliced from 3 exons. Bases 1 to 675 code for a protein of 224 amino acids.
AUGACCAUGACCGACGAGGAGCUCGACCGCGACUGGCAGCCCAAUGGCCGCCGCCCGCAAUCCACCGUCGCUCAGAUGUUCUCUCAGGAGCUCCAGGACAUCUUCCGCAUCGAAAACAGCGUGACAGACCUUGAUGAGCAGGUGAACAAACGGAAGCAGCAGAUUAGCAGUCAAACCAGCGAGCUCGAAGCCCUCGAGGCCCGCAUCCGCGAAAUGGAGGCAAGGCUGAAGGGGGUGGCCGCGCGCACCACGAACGCGCCGCCGGCGCCCCCUGAGAAGAACGACCCCACAGCGGACCAGGACCGGGCCCGGGACCAGCAGCACCAGCAACAGAAGCAGCAGCAGCAGCAAACGUACCCUGGCAGCCGCCCCGGCACCGCCCACAAGGGCCAGCCCGCAGUUCCGGGUGGUCUCCCCCCCACGCCCGCGGGAAGCGAAGGUGAAUUCGAGCCGUCCGCUCUCUCCCCGUCUGCAAUCGCUCCCCGGCCGCCAGGAACUCGAGCCCAGUCACCCCUGGACACCUCGUCCACCAGUCCGGCGAGCGACUCGCAAACGAAUCGACUACCUGUUCCGGGGGGCGAUGCGGACUCUGUCAGGUCCCUGUCCGAGAGCGCGAGUUUUGCUGACUAUGUGGUUGUUCCCGGACCAGACGGCGACCGCGAACGGGAUGAUUAG